UAAAACGCGCUGUAUAUUUUUCAAGCUAGCAUUAUCGCGGCUCUACGUGGUGUUUAUCGGGUACGUGUCGGGGGUUUAAUCAGGGGUAUCCACUGUAGAUGUCAGUUGACAAUUCACAUAGGGAACCCUCAUACACAUGCUGUUAAGUGUGUACGUCAUCUGAACAUGGACUGCGACAAGGGGAUGUACUACGACCGCGGCACCAACAGCUGCGCCUACUGCUCACAACUCUGCUCCUAUGUUGAUAUCCAGGGAACGAGAGCCGAGUGUGAGGGAAACUGUCCGGGUUUCCUCCAGUCCACGACGCAGUCCACGACGCAGUCCGUAGUCACAGCCACGACGUCAGUCCUACAAGACAACCCGUGGUAUAUAGUCGCUAUUGUCCUCUCGUGUUUGGUAGCGUUCGUUGCUCUGGGUGUCAUCAUCUAUAUGUACAUCAUACCAGCUGCAGUGAGAAGACUGAAGAAACAGGACUGUUGUGGGGAUGGAGAGUCCAGGCAACCCCACACCCAGGAGACAGGAUCCCCGGAGGUGCGGACAGAGGCGAUGGAUUUGCUGGGCAAUAACAACGGACAGCAACCAUGAACAUCAACAUCAUCACGGUCAACGACAUCGUAUCAAGACUCACCCAGACCACCCAUUUAUGACAUCAGUAUUGCCUUGGGCAUUAUUCCAAGUCUCACUCAGAUCAUCUCUUAAUUACCGUUACAGUGUGAUGAACAUGAGUCCCGGGAUUCAUCUAGACCAUGUGUUUAAUACAAUCAUAUUGCAUGAACAUUGGUCAAUGGCACCCUCAUGAUCAACACUCGCCGAGAAGACCAUCACCUUAUUGCGACUGGCAUUAUUCCAAGACACAUCUGGACCACUUUAAUACGAUCCUAUUGUCACGGACAUUAUUGGAAGAAAGAGCUGGACCGCGUGUUUAAUACCAUCCUACUGCCAAUGACAUUAUUCCAAGACACAUCUGGACCACUUUAAUACGAUCCUAUUGUCACGGACAUUAAUGGAAGAAAGAGCUGGACCACGUGUUUAAUACCAUCCUACUGCCAAUGACAUUAUUCCAAGACACAUCUGGACCACUUUAAUACGAUCCUAUUGUCAUGGACAUUAUUGAAAGAAAAAGCUGGACCACAUGUUUAAUACCAUCCUACUGCCAUGGACAUUAUUCCAAGACACACCUAGAGCAAGGUGAUAAACCUUACACCCAAGAGCCUGAGUCACAUACCACACUUUCAUUUUCAGCAUUCUGUCCCAAGGGCAUUAUUUUUGUACUUAAUAGCCUCAUCAUUCCCAUAACAUGCUGUAAAUAAAUGUCUUGUUUGAUAAGUGAUUAUUAA
Molecule: messenger RNA, 1337 nt
Organism: Haliotis rufescens (red abalone)
Lineage: Eukaryota; Metazoa; Mollusca; Gastropoda; Lepetellida; Haliotidae
Exons: 3
Coding region: 166-585 (139 amino acids)
Source: RefSeq, a predicted model, not a curated record